AUGUAGUAUACAACAAUUAGCAAAUGCAAAUUGAUAUCACCUUAGACAGAACAUGAGAUAAACUCUAAGGGAUUAGAUAAUUCAAUUUCAGAAAUGAGUCCUAUGAAGGUAGAAAAUUCUAAUCCAGGUAUUUCAACAACUUAGCAAUUGGUUUCUGCAUAAAAAUUUAGUAGGACAACAAUGAGAAUCAAUUCAAUUCCACUUGAAUCAUUAUAACCACCAGAUUUACCAGAAUCUGAAGGAAUAUUAUCAAUUGAUAAAUAAAGAGAACACUAAGCUAUACUGAUAUAAAAGAAAUCACCAUUUGCUAAAUUGAUUAUUAAUUGUCAUUCAUUAAAGUUUGCUAACAAAAUGAUUAGCUUUAUAAGACCAGAUUGUAAAUUUUCUCAAAAAUAACAUGAAAUAUUAAAUGAUUAAGCAAGUUCAUACAUGUAAUAGAAAGGAAAGAUAAGUGGUAAUUUUCUACAAUAAAAUUUGAAUACAAUAGAUUUAUAGAUAAGACUUAAAUUAAGAACAUGGAAAAAUGGUAUAGUAAAUAAAUUAUCUGGAUGCUUUUCUCAAUUAUAUAAUUAUAUUCCAUUAAUAGAACCAAAUAAUAUUAUGAAAUUAAUCUGGGAUUUUUUGCUUUGUUUAAUUCGUAUUUAUUUGAUAAUCUGGUCACCUAUCAUUAUAUCAUUUCCAUUUUUGUAGAAUGAUCAUUCAAAUUAUUUUUUAAUUAGUUGUGUAUUUCUUGCAUUUGAUUUAUUGAUAAGAAACUUUACUAUAUAUUUUCAUAAAGGAUUACCAGUUAAAGAUAGAUCUUAAUUAUUUAAAAAACAACUUAAUAUUGGUUUAGGAAUAGAAUUAGGCAGUAUUUUAUUUGGUAUCCUUGUAUCUUUAGAUUAUUAAUUAAGUACAUGGUUUUUUAUGUUAUUUUAUUAUUAAUUGAGAAAUAUAAUGAAAUUAGUUGAUAUUAUUCAAUAUAAUUUAAAACCCACAAAAAUGGUAAGUUCUGUAAUAGAUUUAUUCAAAUUAAUAGCAACAGUAUUAUUAAUAUAACAUUUUUGUGGUUGUUUAUGGUAUAAAAAUUAAUUAAAUAUUUCCUUAGGUUAAAAUUAGGAUAGUAUUAUGAUAAUUAAGGUAAAAUGAAUUGGAUGAUGGAUGUAAAAAAUGAAAGUUGGUAAGUAUAAUUUCUUGAAUCAUUUUAUUUUAUGAGUGUAACUAUGUUUACUGUAGGAUAUGGAGAUAUCACACCUACAAGUAUAUAUAUAUAUCUAUAUAAUUAUUAGAUUCACUUGAAAAGAUGUUUUGUAUUUGUUAUAUGUUUUUAUCCACUUUACAAUAUUCUUAUUCUGUCAAUACUAUUGGAUUAAUACUUACUCAAAUGAAAGAAAAUAAUGAAAUGAUUAGAUAAAAGAUGACUUGCAUUAAUGAAUAUUUGCAUUGUAAAAAAUUAAGUACUGAACUUUCAAUGAAGGUAAGAGAAUAUUUUAAUUUUUAUUGGAAUUAAGAAAUUAUUUAAAAAAAAAAUGAAUAAAUAAGACUUAUAACAUUAUUACCUGAAGAUUUACAAUUAAAAUUAAAGUUAGAAUCAGCUUCUUCUUUAAUUAUUAAAUGUCCAUAUUUUUCAUAGUUUCCUAAACCUGCUUUAGAAUGUUUACUUUAAAGUACUGAAUUUAAUGUCUUUUAACCAGGAGUUCAUAUAAAUCCAUAGGAAUAUAUUUAUAUAAUAGAAAAUGGAAAGAUUGAAGUAAUGCAAGAUAAGGUUUGAUUAUAAAUAUUUUAGAUUGUAAUUGACACAUUAAAAGAGAAUUAAUUUUUUGGUUUACAAGAACUCUUUACUUAAAGUGACAAAAUAAAUUAUAAAUCUGCUGAUUUCUCGAGUCUAUUAAUGAUACCUCGUUCUGAAGUUCUAAAAGUAAUUAACAAUUUCCAAUUACAAAUCAUACCUGAAAAAUUUUGUUAUAUCUGUCAUGAUAAAAGACAUUUUACUAAUUAAUGUAAUGUUGUUCAUUAUAUACCUGAUAUCGAGAAGGUCAUAAUGAGAUAUCAUUUUAACAAUAUUUAAGGAAGACGCAAAUUAAAAAAUACAAAAAAAAAUAAAACAAGAUUUUCUGCAUUAAAUGAAUAAAUAUUGAUAUAAGAUAGUGCUAAAAUAUAUUAAUUAGAAAAUGAUAUAGUUCCUGAAAAUGAAAUACAAGAAUAAUAAAGUUAAGGAUUAAGUAUUCAUUAAAAUGGACAACCUAAAAUUAAUGUUGUUACUUUUGAAGAUUAACAUGCAUAAUUAAAUCCUCCAGAAUGGUUAGUUGAAACUUCAUUUAAUCCUGCUAAAUUUAUGCAAAGAACUAGCAUAUUAUAAUAAACUUAGAUUUUAGAUAGUUUUAAAAAUAAAAGAGAAAAAAAACUUUUAUUAUCUGGAACAACCAAUAAAUAAAGUGAUUAAACAGUUCUUUCUGAAAAACCAGGAGAUUGUUAAGAAACAUUAAAUAAAUUAUAAUAUAUUCUACCUAAAUUGUCAAAUUAUGAAUAUGAGAAGUGUUUCUUUCUUAUUAAAAAGCUUGAAGGAGAAUUAGGCUUAACUGAAAUAACAGGAUUUGAAUAACUUAAAGAAUAUGAUAAAUUUGAUAGGGAAUGGAAUAUUGAUAGAGUUAUCACUAAAUUGAUGAGGCCUAUAAGAAAAAAUAACACAGAAUUAUUAAAUUAGUUAUUAAAUAAGUAUUCAAAAUAUCUAUUAUUUCCAUAUGAAUUUAUACGUCUAUUUAAAAAUUCCUUAAUUGAAGAAGAAGAUGUUAAAUAAAAUAAAUCAUAUUUAGAAUAAGUUAGACAUAGUGUAAGACACUUUUUAAAAAGAAAGGCUACAACAGUAUUUCCAAUUAAAUGA
Messenger RNA from Paramecium pentaurelia, 2860 nucleotides. The record is from the annotation of a GenBank genome assembly. Lineage: Eukaryota; Ciliophora; Oligohymenophorea; Peniculida; Parameciidae.